GAUACAAUCCAUAAUAUAAUUCUUCUUUCAGUCAAAGCAAACCAUAAUGCUAUCCCCCUUUUAAGGGUCAAGCCAUCCCAAUUGCCAUCACUCCGGACUUCUGAAUCCAAGGAACCAGGGACACACUUCAUAGCACAGAGAUGGGCAGUGAUCAGAUAAACAACCCACUUGAGCCUUUGGCCAUGAAUGGCGGAGAUGGACGAUACAGCUACUCCCAAAAUUCCACCGUGCAGAAAAGGGGAAUAGAGUGUGUUAAAGAUUUGAUCACUGAAGGGAUUGUGCAAAAACUUGACACACAGAGGUUUCUUUCACCAAUUUCGCAGAAAAAAAUUUUCAUCGCUGACUUGGGAUGUGCUAUGGGGCCUAACACUUUCAUUGCAGUGCAAAAUAUCAUAGAUUCUGUGAAGCAGAGAUUUCAGUCUGAUGGGAUCGAUUCAGGCUCUACUGAAUUUCAUGUCUUUUUCAACGAUCAUGUUGUCAAUGAUUUCAACACCCUUUUCAUUUCCAUGCCAUCUGACAAAGAAUACUUUGCGGCUGGUGUGCCUGGGUCUUUCCAGAAUCGGCUGUUUCCCAAGGCCAGUCUUGAUGUAAUCCACUCCUCUUACUCGCUCCAGUGGCUCUCAAAGCUGCCGAACGAGCUGACAGAUAAACAAUCGCCGGCGUGGAAUAAAGGGAAAGUUUAUUAUCCAACCUCGGCCAAGGCAGUGGUGGAAGCUUAUAGAGGGCAAUUCAGAAAGGACAUGGAGUCGUUUUUGAGUUGCAGAGCUUUAGAAAUUGUUUCUGGGGGUCUCAUGGCUCUGCUAAUCCCAAGUGUUCCAGAUCCUCAUUGCAAGUGUGUUAUAACUUCAGUUUUUGACCUUCUGGGAUCUGCUCUCAUGGAUUUAGCAGGCCAGGGAUUGGUUGAUGAAGAUAAAGUGGACAAUUUCAACUUGCCAAUCUACAUCCCGACCCCAGAUGAGAUAGUCUCUUUAAUUGAGAACAAUGGCGACUUCAUCAUUGAGAAGAUGGAUCCAUUGUUGGCUCACCAGGUCACUGAUCCAGACACCAUGGCCAUGCAUUUGAGAGCUGGCAUGGAGAGCAACAUUCGGGAGAACUUUGGAGCAGAGAUCGUUGAACAAGUUUUUGAUAAAUUCAAAGAGAAAAUUGCAGAGUCUAAAGUCCUCAUUGAUCCCAUCUACAAAAGAACAUAUGGAUUAUUUGUUCUUCUUAAGCGUAAACCUUACUAGAAAUUUGAAUUAAUGUGUAAUGGCACAGCCAAAAAAUAGUAGUUUUCAUAAUCUUAAUGUAAUAAUGUCAGUGAUUUUUGUUAGUAAAAUUUGGCUUGCAACAGGAUAAGGGCCAAGCAAAACUUUGGGGACUA
Messenger RNA from Mangifera indica (mango), 1360 nucleotides. RefSeq names its product loganic acid O-methyltransferase-like. Bases 141 to 1226 code for a protein of 361 amino acids. Lineage: Eukaryota; Viridiplantae; Streptophyta; Magnoliopsida; Sapindales; Anacardiaceae. The record is from RefSeq and is a predicted model, not a curated record. Gene Ontology annotation, molecular function: S-adenosylmethionine-dependent methyltransferase activity. Gene Ontology annotation, biological process: methylation. The transcript has 3 exons.